This is a messenger RNA of Abrus precatorius (Indian licorice), 1605 nucleotides long. Its product is annotated as protein TRIGALACTOSYLDIACYLGLYCEROL 4, chloroplastic. The coding region runs from base 36 to 1409 and encodes 457 amino acids. Lineage: Eukaryota; Viridiplantae; Streptophyta; Magnoliopsida; Fabales; Fabaceae. Gene Ontology annotation, biological process: ER to chloroplast lipid transport; acylglycerol transport. The transcript has 5 exons. Gene Ontology annotation, molecular function: phosphatidic acid binding. The record is from RefSeq and is a predicted model, not a curated record. Gene Ontology annotation, cellular component: chloroplast envelope.
GUGUUCACACUUGUGAGUUUGUCCCAACAACAUCAAUGGCUAAGCUUAGGACAGCCAUUGAUUCAGCGUUCUAUGACUUCAACGUUGCUUCUCCUCAAUGCCACGAUGGUUGGGCCAAGGCUGUUCCCGGCGACCCCAUUCCCCUCGACGGUUCGGUCGGAAGCAGAGUGCUUCGCCCUCAGCAAUUGUCGUUUUUGCCUCUUCCCAUCGUCGCUUCGCUCUCUCCCACUUCCCCUAAGGAUUUGGGUUCUUUCUCUCUUCAGGGCCUUCUCUUCAAAUUCUCUUCCCCUCGCUGGUGGCUUGCAAUGACUGGACAAUUUCGUCCCAGGAAGUUGAUUGUUGAUCUAAAAAAUGAGAUCUCUAAUGCUGAAGAAUUCGAUCUUUCCACUGUCAAGGAUGUUGCAAAACAUUUCAUCAACAAAUCACUUUUGUCAGUAGGGUUAACAUCACAGUUCUCUUUUCCUCCUUCAACAUCCGUGUUAUUUGCUAUAGAGGGCCAUGGUGAGAAAGACAAACUGCGCAGCAAAGUGAUGGUUUUUCACAAGCUUCCCGAUCAUGAUCUUACAUUGGAGGCAGCAUGGCCUCAAUUGUUUGUUGACCAUAAAGGAAAAUACUGGGAUGUUCCUGAGUCUAUAUCUGUUGAUUUGUCAUCCCUUGUGUCUGAAUCUGGAUUGCGCUAUCACUUUGGGAUACAUAAAAACGGUGGUGAUCCACAGACAGUGAAUACAACUGAGGGCAGCCCACCACUAUCUCUACUGCCAGGGUUUUGUGCAAAGGCUUCCGUUUCUUAUGAGAAGAUCAAGGACUUCUGGAGAGAAAAGGAGGCUGAGGAACAACAGGAAGACACAGUGAAGCCUUAUGAUGUUCGUCUUAAGGAACCUCAUGCAGCAAUAUCUGGAAUUAUUGGUAGCACCUUUACUUCAUGGAUCUGGAAUGGGAGGAGCUUUUCUGGCAAUUAUUCAAGAGAAGAUCUAGAGUUGUCAACAAGAAGCAAGAGAUCUCGAUUCAAUGCUGAUUUGUUUGGUUCAGUUUGCUAUUCUUUUCAGCGUGGAAAAUUCACAAAAAAAUAUAGGGACUUAACCAGGCUAGAUGCUCGUCUAAAUAUAUCUUCAGCUUCUGCACUUGCAAAGAAGAUUGUGAAUGGUUUCAAGAGUUCUACUGCCGAUGUUAGUGAACAAUCAUCAGCCUCACCCCGGCUAAAUUUAAUCUUUCAACAGCAGGUUGCAGGGCCAGUUGUAUUUCGAGCUGAUUCCCAAAUUGCACUUGGGUCAAAAUAUGGUGUGUCAAUAGAGGAUUUCAUCUGCAGCUUGAGUUACUCCUUUAAGUCUCUAGAAUCCGGAAAGGUAGUUGCUUGGUACUCUCCAAAAAGGAAAGAGGGAAUGGUUGAGUUGCGGCUGUAUGAGUUUUAGUGAAAUGCAAUUCUCACUUUUUUUGUAACUUUCAUGGAUAGACAUUUUGAUCCAAGAAGCUCUGCAUGCUUGCUUUAAAAUAUGCAUUUAUUUAACAUUUCCUACUUGCAUGAAGUAGAUAACCUGCUGAAAUUCAACAUCAUUGAUUUUGUAAUGCAAAAAAAAGAAAAAAAAUAAAUCAGUUGCUUCUUUGUGU